Prunus armeniaca (apricot) is the source of this 318-nucleotide messenger RNA. The record is from the annotation of a GenBank genome assembly. NCBI's taxonomy places the organism in Eukaryota, Viridiplantae, Streptophyta, Magnoliopsida, Rosales, Rosaceae.
AUGACCAACAUUUCGUGCCGGCCAUUAUCCGGACAUGGCAUUACUCUUGCAUUUGGGUUCCACCCGGGGGUUGAUAACUACAAGGUGGCAAGGAUGGUGUCAUUCGGUAAGGAUAAGCUUGUCUCUGAGGUAGAGGUUUGUAGCACAAGAUCUUGGAACAGGUUUGAUGUCAUUCCUCCUAUAAAGAGCAUGAAGUGGGAUUGUGGAUAUGGAAUUUGUAAAGGAGUAGCAUAUUGGACCAUGGCAAACCAAAGGGAUUAUCUUGUGUUGUUUGACGCCAGCAACAAGAUAUUUCAAGCAUUGCCGCCGCCAAAGUGA